GCGUGAACGUCCGUGAACAGAGAACAGAAGCUAGCCAUGGAGAUAAAGUUACUCCUCCUUAAACUACUCACUCUUUUAGCUCUUUUAGGUGCUGUUACCUCCUCAUCGUUUUCAGAUAAUUAUCUGGUCGAUGCAUCCAAGUUGGAGAUGUUUGUGGAUGAACUUCCUGAUAUGCCCAGAAUCCUAGGCUACCAGGUUUUGAAUGGCGUCCCCAAAUCUAAGUCUCUCAAUAUUGGCAUGUUCAAGAAGAAAUGGAAAUUCCACAGGGACCUACCCCCAACAACUGUUUAUGCUUACGGAUUAACGAGUCACACGGCAACAGUUCCUGGUCCAACCAUUGAGGCCGUUUAUGGUGUUGACACUUAUGUGACGUGGCAGAAUCACCUCCCUCCAAAGCACAUACUUCCGUGGGACCCAACUAUCCCCACUGCAUUGACCAACACCACGAGGGGUGUCCCCACAGUGGUUCAUCUCCACGGUGGGAUUCACGAGCCCGAGAGUGAUGGAAACCCAAAUUCAUGGUUCACCGCUAAAUACAAAAAGAAGGGACCCACUUGGACAAAGAAGACAUAUCACUAUGUAAAUAAUCAACAACCAGGGAAUCUUUGGUACCACGACCAUGCUAUGGGUUUGACUAGAGUCAAUCUUCUUGCUGGCUUGAUUGGGGCCUACAUCAUUCGCCACCCUUCGAUCGAGGGCCCACUUGGACUACCGCACGGUGAUGAACUCGAUCGACCGUUGAUCGUGUUUGAUCGUAGCUUUCGCACGGAUGGUUCGAUCUACAUGAAUUCCACUGGAAACAAUCCUUCCAUACACCCACAGUGGCAGCCCGAGUAUUUUGGUGAUGCUAUCAUUGUGAACGGCAAAGCAUGGCCACGCCUCACAGUACGACGUCGUAGGUAUAGAUUUCGCAUAAUCAAUGCCAGCAAUGCUAGAUUCUUUAGGUUUUUCUUCACCAAUGGCUUAAGAUUCGUACACGUGGCAGCAGAUUCUGCUUACAUUGAAAAGCCUGUCAUGACCAAUGAAACUCUGGUGGGGCCAUCUGAGAUCACAGUCAUCAUUGUUGACUUCUCUGAGUCAAGGAGCAACGUUGCUAUUCUAGCUAACGAUGCAGCGUAUCCUUACCCAUCUGGUGACCCUGUCAAUGAGGCUAACAGCAAGGUUAUGAAAUUCUUAAUCCUACCUGAUCGAGAAGUUGACACGUCACGGAUCCCUAAAAGGUUGAUAGGAUACCCUAUUGCAGAUUUAUCCAGUGUAUCGCAAACACGAUACAUUGCCAUGUAUGAGUACACGAGCGACGCUGAUGAGCCAACCCACUUGUAUCUAAAUGGUAAACCGUAUGAAGCACCGACUACAGAAACGCCGAAGGAGGGGUCCACAGAAGUGUGGUAUGUGAUCAACUUGACGGAUGAUAAUCACCCGCUUCACAUUCAUUUGGGUUUGUUCAAGGUAUUGGAUCAGAUAGAGCUGGUGAAAACAGAUAAAUUCAAGGAAUGCAUGAUGAAACUUAACGAUGCAAUCAAGUGCCACGUGGACAAAUAUGCACGUGGCAAUAAAAUAGAGGUGCCAGAUCAUGAGAAAGGGUGGAAGAAUGUGUUCAAGGUAAGACCCGGGUGUGUGACGAAGAUUGUGGUGAGGUUUUCUUACAUACACACCAAUGCAUCGUAUGGAUUUGAUGCAACCGCAAAGCCUGGCUACGUGUAUCAUUGCCAUAUAUUGGAUCAUGAAGACAAUGCUAUGAUGAGACCCUUGAAAGUCAUCAAGUGAGGUUUCUCAAGGACAGCAAAGAAUGGUGACAUAUGCAAUAAUAUAUAUAUUGCUUUAUUCUGAGCUCUGUUGUUUUUCUAAACCUCAAAUUCCUAAUGAGGUAAAAUUAGAUUAUAGAAAAUUUAGCUAAUGAAAAAUAAGAUUUUAUAACUCAAUUAAUAUUGGUUUACUAACAUUUCAAAACAACUGUAACAGAGAUUAACGGAAGCAUGGAUUUAUAUUUUUUUUUUUUCAUAUUCCUUAACUAUACUGCUUGUUUUUUAUGCUUUAUUAAUCCUAUAAUGAAUGCAGGGACACGUGAGUUGAAUUUGUAUUGGAGGAAAAUGAUAUACGUGAUGAGGAAGGUAGUUAUGUUUUCACUUUCUUGGAGGGCACUUCAGAUGUUAGACAGUUCUUCGGUAAUUCAUAAAGAAAAAAAAAAUAAGUAGAUGUAGAUGCAACAAUAAUUUAUAAUUUGCCAAAAACUGUAUAUUUUCUUUUUCAUAAACAAUAUCAAAGAAAAACAUUUGAUUUGUUUCGUUGCCUUAUUUGAACGAAUUGUGCCGCCUUUAUUAUACUGGCGGAGACUAUUGAACCAAAGGCUUGAACAUGUUAUAUAGUUUAACUGAUAAUACAGAUAGUUCUUUGGCUGAUAA
Molecule: messenger RNA, 2402 nt
Organism: Gastrolobium bilobum
Lineage: Eukaryota; Viridiplantae; Streptophyta; Magnoliopsida; Fabales; Fabaceae
Product: multicopper oxidase LPR2-like
Exons: 3
Coding region: 37-1767 (576 amino acids)
Molecular function (GO): oxidoreductase activity; copper ion binding
Source: RefSeq, a predicted model, not a curated record